AUGGCCACCCCAACCCCUGCAACGCUUCCGCCGGGAUACGUAUUCAACGACGCCCCACCACCACUCGAGAAAUACCUUCAGUUGCGCGUACUCAACGGUCUUUCCCCCAAGACACCCGAGCAAGGCCGUGGUGCUCUAUCAGGCAGCUGGGCCUGGUCUACCAUCAUCUAUGCCCCAACUCCUACGGCCGAUACCUCAUCAUCUCCGCCAGAGGUCGUAGGCAUGAUUCGCGCGAUAGGCGAUGGCGGCUGGUACUUCCUCAUAUCCGAUAUGUGCGUGCAGACCACGCACCGCCGCAAAGGCCUCGGCGAAGCCCUUCUGCGUCGGAUGCUCGACAAGAUCACGUCCAGUGUGCCAAAGGGGCCGUUAAUCUCGCUGCUGGCGGACCCGCCGGGGAGGGCGUUGUACAAGAAGCUAGGCUUCGUGGAGAGCGCGCCGAGGUGUGAAGGCAUGUGGUUGAUACCAGGCGAGACGAAUGCGACGAGCGCAUAG
Molecule: messenger RNA, 492 nt
Organism: Peniophora sp. CBMAI 1063
Lineage: Eukaryota; Fungi; Basidiomycota; Agaricomycetes; Russulales; Peniophoraceae
Source: the annotation of a GenBank genome assembly